Molecule: messenger RNA, 429 nt
Organism: Pleurotus ostreatus (oyster mushroom)
Lineage: Eukaryota; Fungi; Basidiomycota; Agaricomycetes; Agaricales; Pleurotaceae
Exons: 2
Coding region: 1-429 (142 amino acids)
Source: RefSeq, a predicted model, not a curated record
AUGGCGCAGACUCUCGUAGACGACGUUGAACCCCGGGACUACCUAGCCUUCUGGAUGAACCCCAAAGCCGAAGGUCACAUGAUCGGAUUCUGCUACAUGCGCAUGCCCUACAAGGAAGCGCGAGUUCUCGAAAACUACACCAAGUCAGCAGGAUCCUUCCCCGAAGACGACGAAAAACGCGUGUAUUUCCUGACACUUGCACUUGAGGCACUCUGGGGGCGCGAAGGCCCAGUGAAGGAGACGCUCCCCGUGGCGGAGAAGGCUAAGAAAUCUAUCCCGAAGAUGAAGAGAAGCUGGGAGCACUCGGCGAUGUCUAAACGGCGCCAUGCCUCCAUUACCCUCAUGUUGCAGUUUGAGAAGCAAGUGAGGGAAGGUGAUCAAUUCUGGGCGAACGACCAUGGAUUUCUUCGCAAAGCCCAGAUGCCAUGA